Messenger RNA from Dothidotthia symphoricarpi CBS 119687, 1453 nucleotides. Its product is annotated as NAD(P)-binding protein. The transcript has a single exon. NCBI's taxonomy places the organism in Eukaryota, Fungi, Ascomycota, Dothideomycetes, Pleosporales, Dothidotthiaceae. Bases 217 to 1278 code for a protein of 353 amino acids. The record is from RefSeq and is a predicted model, not a curated record. Gene Ontology annotation, molecular function: oxidoreductase activity, acting on the CH-CH group of donors, NAD or NADP as acceptor.
AGAAGCCGAGGUUCGCCGUGAUUGAGAGACACGUCGAAGCCGCAACUGGGGUCGACGUAGCAGAAUCAAGUCGAAGCGGUGUGUUGCUUUGAAAUCAGUACCUGAUUGAUAUACAAAAAGGCCAGUUCUCCUCUUGAUCUUUCGUACUUACCCAUUGACGUAUCCAUCCAACACGACUUCCUCACCACAUCAGACAUAUUCACCACCAAAGCCAAUAUGCCAGGCCAACAGACCCGCCAAUGGAUUCUCUCCAACCCACCCAAAGCCGACCCUGUCCUUGAAGGCAGCGACCCUACCUUCUCUCUCCAAAACACUACGCUUCCCACGCUUGGCUCUGACCAAGUCCUCGUCAAGACACUCUACAUCUCCAACGACCCUGCGCAACGAGGAUGGAUCCAACUAGGCGUAGAUCCUGAGCGUCUGUAUGUACCACCUGUCCAGAAAGGCGACGUUAUGCGUGCCUUCGCCGUCGCCGAGGUCGUCGAAUCAAACGCAGAUAGCUUGAAGAAGGGACAAUUGGUCAUAGGGUCGCUUGGCUGGACAGAAUAUGCUGUCGUUGGUGCAAAGGAGGUCAGGCCCGUCCAAGCAGACGAGAGCGCUGGUAUGCGACCAACGCACUUCCUCGGCUCGCUCGGUGCCACCGGUCUCACAGCCUACUACGGCCUCGUCGAUGUCGCACAGGCAACUGCAGACGAUGUCGUUGUCGUCUCCGGUGCGGCAGGCGCGACAGGAAACAUGGUCGUUCAAAUCGCCAAACAUCUCGUCGGCUGCAAGAGAGUCAUUGGUAUUGCUGGCGGGGAGAAGAAGUGCAAAUGGGUCGAGUCCCUCGGAGCGGACGUCUGCGUCGACUACAAGUCGCCAACCUUCAAGGAGGACCUCAAGAAAGCCACCGAGGGCUUCGUCGACGUCUACUUCGACAACGUUGGCGGCGAGAUCCUCGAGCUCAUGCUGGCACGCAUCAAGAAGCACGGGCGUGUUGCUGCGUGCGGCUCCAUUUCCACAUACAACAGCGACGGCGGGAACGGUAUCAGGAACUGGUUUGAGAUCAUUGCGAACCGGAUUCAAGUUCGGGGGUUCAUCGUCAUCGAUGCGUUCGAGUCGGGUAAGGCAGGGCCGUUCAUUCAGACACUCGUCCAGGGCGUCAAGGAUGGUAAGAUCAAGAUCGGUCCAGAGUCUGAGACACUGGUUCCUACCAGCUUUGAGGAUGUCCCCAAGACGUGGACUAUGCUGUUUAGCGGAGGCAACACAGGCAAGCUGAUUACUGAGCUCAAGGCUUGAAUCGAUGUAGACAUCUAGGGGUCAUAGAGACUCCCAACGAAAAAAAUGAUAUGACACGUCCACUGGAACGACUCAUGGGGUUCAUGAGUACGAAGCAUGCGACGUUGUACGAGCUGAAAUGUACUACCUCGAGUCAUAACCAAAAAAAAUUAUCGAUAUCCUGAAAUGUUCGUCG